Penicillium nucicola is the source of this 4305-nucleotide messenger RNA. Its product is annotated as chromatin-binding protein RAD9. The record is from RefSeq and is a predicted model, not a curated record. Bases 1 to 4305 code for a protein of 1434 amino acids. The transcript has a single exon. Gene Ontology annotation, biological process: DNA damage checkpoint signaling; positive regulation of transcription by RNA polymerase II. Gene Ontology annotation, molecular function: histone binding. Lineage: Eukaryota; Fungi; Ascomycota; Eurotiomycetes; Eurotiales; Aspergillaceae. Gene Ontology annotation, cellular component: nucleus.
AUGGACAGCCAGGAGGAUAGCAUCGAUUUUGUGAAAUUGAGACGCGACGCGUUGGGGCUAGUAUGUACCGACCCUGCAGCGUUCUUCGCCCUCAUUGGACUAAUCCUCCAAACCCCCCAGCACUCUCCAUCUCAGCUGUGUCACUCAAGUUUUGCAGAUACUGGCCACGGUCCAAGGAACAAGCUCAGUUACACAUACCAAGUGAACAGCAUCUCUGGCAAAAUUUCCCGCCAACCUCAACCCCCGAAAACGCCAUCCGACCCCGCAAGAUUUUCUACCAGAGACCAACAUACCCCGACUCGAUUUCGGCAGAAUGAACUACAGCCAAUGACUUUCCAAAGGAGCGAUGCCGGGCCAGAGGCCGUACCGGGAUCGCAAUUCGAAACCACGGACUUAGGCGAUAGUGCUCCCGGGGACACCCAAGUUGUAUCGCAGUCAGUGUACGACAGCCUGAUCCGACAAAAUGAGGAGUCUAUGCGCCAUGAUUACACAGAAACAGGGGCUGAUGGAGCAACAUUGAGGACCUUGCAUGAGGGUGAUAGCGGGCAUAUCGAUCUCUUCGCCGAAUUGGACACCGCACGCCACGGGAUCGAACUCACUCAGUAUGGCGACGAACACGAUAACGCCAGUAAUUCUGAUCCGGAGGAAUCUUCGCCGAUGGCCUUCGCCCCUGAUCUCUUUCCCGAAUCACAACGCUUCCUUGUCGAAACUCCAGCAACGGAUGUGAAAAGGGCCGAUACAAACGGCGUGGCCGCCGAGACCCCGAGCAUCUCACGGAACCCGCUUGCUGGGGAUAUUGAGUCAAGCGGUGGCCUUUUGGGUCUGAGCCAGGUCUUUCGGGCCACCCAGGCCCCAUCAUCUCCUCUUGUCAACCUGCAAUCGGAACUUGUAUCGGACCGUCCAUCGCCGAAUCUUCCAAUUCAGCAUACCCGGGUCACUCACGGUAUCUCCUCGCCGUUGAUGGGUGUGCAAAACAACUUCAUGAGAGAAUCAUCGGAACCGAACCUGAACUACAUUUCGAUGAAGGAGUCACAGACCAAGCGUGAUAGGACGUUAGGAGAGAGGCUGACUCGAUCGGCGGACAAUAUCCAAUCAGACCAGAGUGACAAAGAGUUCUACAAGGAAUCAAGUUUUGUCGAACGUGCCCGGCGGCAACGGGAGAUUGAUGAAGAAGCAGCCGCCCAGUUCGCUGGUUUGAGAGCCCCUGCCAGAUCGACAUCCAACCUUUCGGCCAGGCCAACUUCUCGUCAACACUCGCCACAAGACGUCGAAAUGGUGGAUCCAGUUGCCAGCGAGGAAGAAACCGAGCAAGAAGAAGAUAGUGUUGUACAAGUUCCUCAAUCACAAGAGCCUCCUCCAUCUUCGACGGAAGAGAACAAGGAGAACUAUGAUGGUCCUCCGAUAGAUGCUGCGGCUGCGGCCAGUGCCCAUGAACGAUUAUCUCAGGCCCUUGGCUUCGAGGCUAUCGAACCACCCUCGGCUGCCUGCUUAGCCGCAGAACCAGUAGACGACAUCCAUCGUCCAUGCUCUUUCCGUUCUCAAACGGAACCACACUUUCGUUCUUCUCAAAUGCAAGUGAAGGAUUCUCAACCCUCACCUCAACCAACGCCUCAGCCCUCGCCGAUAAGCGUCUACGACGAACCUAUUCGGAUCAACUUGAAUCAAUCUCCAUCGCGCUCUCAUGUGAAUUCACCUUUGUUACAACGUCUUCAAUCCUCUCCCCCUUGCUCUCGAUCCGAUCAACGAUCAAGACCUUCAAGUCGCCACAGUCAGCAAGCCGGCAUCGUCCCAAACAACCAGGGCAUGAGUCCUAGAAAAAGCAGAUUAUUCUAUGGCAGUGAAAAUGCACAAUCCGGUGCCCCGAAUGAGCAACAGAACACAAGUUUAUCUCAAUCCAAGGACCAGGAAACUGGUGUCAACUCGUCAUUACAAUCCCAUGUGACUGAAACACCUGUUCAUCAACGCCUCAAGCAUGUUGGCGACAUGGCUCGAUUGACAAGCAUCCCUGAAACAAGCCCUAGUAACACCCAUUGCCAUUCUGAGGCUGGAUCCACUGGCGAUGGACUAAAUAAUGAAGAUGACGAUCUUCCACCAAUGUUCAAUGGAAUUUCCAAUAACAGAAGCAGUCAGAUUCGUCCAGCUGGGGUUAGAGCACUCUCUUCACCACUCAAAAAGCUGCUUUCGAGUCCAGGCGGCGGACAACGCAGAGCCUUGACUGAAAUUGCGGCAGAUCUCUCACCGCAAGUUGGAAUUGGGGGAUUUGAUAUGGCUGGUCUCUUCACGAACGACGACAAAGAGUUCAGAGCACUCGUUGAAGGAUCCCCAACCCGGCCCAAAAAAAGGCGCCGUGGCAAUGAAGGUCAAAGUUAUAUCGCCUCCGACCCCAUCAUACCUUUCACUCCUCGUGCGCAGCCUCCUAAAUCAGUCACACCUCUUCGCGCAUUAAACCACCGACCACUGCCUAUUCCAGAAGAGCCGGAGCAUGUAUCUCAGGUACAAGUGCCUGCAACAGAUGUCCGGAGACAGUCGAAGCCCCCACGGCGAGUUCCCGAAAAUGUAUGGGAAGUCGAGAACUCCCCUGAGCAGCCCUUCCGCCGACGGUCGAGGAUAGGCCAACGACUUGGUCAGCGGGCUAUGUCACGAUCACUGCGUGAAUCGAAAAGCCCAGAAAAGAGCACUGGGAAGCCUGAAACAUCCGCAAUUACGCAUCAGGGUGUCGUUCAAAAUGCACCACCUCCUUCAUCCUUAGAUAACAGGAUCGACUCGGACGAUCUUGCAUUGUCAGAAUCAACAUCGACAAUAGCCUCCCCUACUACACCACGGCCAUCUCAACCACUGUCAGACAACCUGCAUAUUGCUCCAAGUCAAGUUAUUGCCGUGUGGAGAGGCCAGCAACUUGCAUACUUCCCUGCAACAUGCUUCGGAACACCCCUAGGGGUCCCACAAAGUCAUUAUUCGGUCAAAUUUGAGGAUAGUUUCCCCGUUGAAGUGCCUAAAGUUACCGUGAAACGGUUUGAGCUGCGUGUCGGAGAUGAGGUCAAAGUCGACAUGCCUAAUGUUCCUAAAGUGACCCACGUUGUCCGCGGGCUCGAUGACAAGCUUACAAAAGAAGAACUUUCUAAAGCUGUGGACGAUGGCCUUCAUCCCAUAACAGAUAUUCAUGGCCAUGCUACUGUUGUCCUUGGCCCCAAGCAGCGUAAGAGCCUGCCAAAUGGUGGACUAGGCGGCACUGGAAAUAUUAUCAAGGUUCCAAUUGGCCGCAUUUAUCUUGAUACUAUGCUCUGGAAAAAACUGAAAGACCGAGAGUUCACUCAUCGUCUCGAGUCUAUUCGGCAAGAAAGCAAGGCCGAAACGCCAUCUGAACCAGCGUCUUUGCCUGCAUCUCCGAUUGCCCGUUUCUCUCGUAGCAUUCGCCAGGUCAGCGGGAUAUUUGCGGGAAUGGCAUUCGCGGUAUCUUAUAAGGAUGAUGAAGCGUCCAAGAACCGCGUCACGAAGUUAAUUGAAGAAAACGGUGGUACAUUGCUACACGAAGGAUUUACUCAAUUGUUUGAAGCAUCCUCGAUUAUUCCAAAUGAUACCCCUACAAAAGGCCCGGUCAAUAAUGACGCAGAAAAUCAAGGCUUACGUCUUACAGCCCUAGCUGAGGAUGUCGGCUUUGCUUGUUUGAUUGCCGACACACAUUCCCGCCGCGAGAAAUACAUGCAGGCACUUGCAUUGAAUCUGCCCUGUCUUUCAGGACGCUGGGUAGAAGAUUGCAUCGCACAAGGUCGCGCCAUCGACUGGGAUAUCUACCUUCUACCCUCCGGAGACUCAACCUACCUCAAUGGAGCAACAAAAUCCAGAGUCAUGCUUCCCACUCCCCCAUCCACAGCCCGCCUCUCCGACACUAUAUCAGCUCGACCCAAACUCCUCAAAGGACAAUCAGUCCUUUUGGUAAUGGGCCGCGGAAAAGCAGAAGAAAAGCGAAAAGCCUACAUCUUCCUCACAUACGCUCUAGGAGCUUCGCGCGUUGAGCGAGUUCCUGAUCUCGGAACAGCCAGAGCCUUGAUUGACUCGCAAUCUGAUGCCAGCGUACCAUCCAGCUGGGACUGGAUCUACGUUGACGAUGCGGAUCAACGUGCUGCACGGUGGAUGCUUGAGUCGAAAACUCAAAAGAUUCAUUUGACUCAUGGAAGGAAGCGCAAGAAGUCUACGGUGACUAUCCCUUCCACUCCUGCUCCGAGUCAGCAACAGUCUAUUCCCAAGGUUGUUGGUAAUGAAUUUGUCUGUCAGAGCUUGAUUCUUGGUCGAUUGUUUGCCGAGUGA